AUGCACAGCAGCAAGCGAGGGGAUCGCUGUGCCAGUGUGCAGGAGUCAGGGCUCUGCAUCUGGGCUCAAGGCUGCAAAGUUCCCGUGUUUGGGCAGACGGAGAGGCUGUCCCCGGGGCGCGCGGGGCUCGAACGUGGGGGCUCCAUCCUUCUCCUUUCCCCGCCUCCCUCUCCCCUGCCGGGCCGGGCCAUGCCCCCGGCCCGCCCCCGGCCCUGGGCGGGGCUGCCCCGUGCCCGGCCCCGGCCGUCCCGCCGCGGUCUCGCCUCCGCCCGGCUCUGGCCGUACUGGCGGUGGCGCUGCUGGGCGGGCAUCAGUGCCUGGGGCCGGGGCAGGCUCCAGUCCCGACCCCGGCCCCGGCCCCGGCCCCGGCUCCUCCCGGGGCCCGCGGAGGACACACGAAGCGUGGCCGCUCCCGCCACCUCCGCUGCGGCUUCCCCAGCCCGAGCUCCGCCGCUCGGCAGCGCGGCCUCUGGCCCCAAGCUGCCGGGGCCCGGGGCGGGUGGAGAUGCCGGGCCCGGGGCAGGUGAGGGGCACUCGGGGGCCGUUGCUGGCCCCGGGCCGAGCGCUGACAGCCGCGUCCCGCCCGCAGGGAAGGCGCAGGAGGCCCUGCAGGAGCGGCACCGGCUGGGUUCGCUGCUGGGGCGCAGCGGCUUCGGCAGUGUCUUCACGGCCACGCGGCUUUCGGACUGCGCCCCGGUGGCCAUCAAACGCGGGCCGAGGGAUAGCAUCCAGCACUGGGCGAGGUGUGACAGCGCACCCCUGGAGAUCGUGCUGCUGGCCAAGGUGUCCUGUGGCUGUGGUGGUGUCAUUCAGCUCCUGGAGUGGCUUGAGCUCCCCGACAGCUUCCUGCUGGUGCUGGAGCGUCCGGAGCGGUGCCAGGAGCUCUCGGGUGUCCUGGCGGAGCGGGGGUUCCUGCCGGAGGAGGAGGCGCGGGCGCUGUUCCGCCAGGUGAUGGAGGCCGUGCGGCACUGCACCAGCUGCGGGGUCCUGCACCGGGACAUCAAACCCGAGAACAUCUUGCUCGAGCUGGCUAGCGGGCAGAUGAAACUCAUCGACUUUGGCUGUGGCGCCUUCCUCCAAGACACAGCCUACACCCAGUUUGCAAGAACCCUGUUCUACAGCCCACCAGAGUGGAUCCAGCCCCAACGCUACCACGGCGAGGCAGCCACGAUCUGGUCCCUGGGCCUCCUGCUGUGCCACCUGGUCAUGGGGAAGCACCCGUUCAGGAGAGGCCAGGAGAUCAUCCAGGGGCGAAUCUUGUUCCCACGAUGGCUCUCUCAAGAGUGCCAGGAUAUCAUUAAGAGGUUUUUGUCCAUGCAACCCUUGGACAGACCAUCCUUAGAAGAUCUUUUCUGUCAUCCUUGGGUGAAGGGUGUUCCUCUGCCCUAG
This is a messenger RNA of Zonotrichia leucophrys gambelii, 1389 nucleotides long. Its product is annotated as serine/threonine-protein kinase pim-1-like. Gene Ontology annotation, cellular component: cytoplasm. The record is from RefSeq and is a predicted model, not a curated record. NCBI's taxonomy places the organism in Eukaryota, Metazoa, Chordata, Aves, Passeriformes, Passerellidae. Gene Ontology annotation, molecular function: protein serine/threonine kinase activity; ATP binding. Gene Ontology annotation, biological process: protein autophosphorylation.